Juglans regia (Persian walnut) is the source of this 1335-nucleotide messenger RNA. RefSeq lists its product as uncharacterized. The record is from RefSeq and is a predicted model, not a curated record. NCBI's taxonomy places the organism in Eukaryota, Viridiplantae, Streptophyta, Magnoliopsida, Fagales, Juglandaceae. The transcript has 3 exons. Bases 1 to 1335 code for a protein of 444 amino acids.
AUGACUGAGUUGGUCAGGAAAACCCCCUCAACUCUGAGGGAAUUCAUGGACAGGGCUGAUGAUUAUGUUAAUACGGAAGACACGUUACAAGCCCUCUUAGAACCCAGGAAGAAAGAAGUGAAGUCGGAAAUCAAGAACUCGAACAGUGCGAGGGAUAGGAAGACUGACCUAAGUCAUCAAGACGGCGGCAAAGAAAAUACACCAAAAAGGAGAACCUUCAAUUUGGAGAAGUGCACUGCCAUAGCUAAGGAGAUAGACCACCUCCUAGCUGCAGGGUCUAUAAGAGAAACAUAUUACCCGUAUUGGCUCUCCAACGUGGUGUUAGUCAAGAAAGCUAACAAGAACAAAGCAUGCCCCAAUGACAACUUCCCUUUGCCAAUGAUUGAUAUUAUCAUUGACACCAUGGCGGGACACCGAAAGCUGAGUUUAAUGGAUGCAUAUUCAGUAUACAAUCAGAUCCGCAUGAACCUGUCGGAUGAAGAGAAGACGACAUUUAUCAUCGACAGAGACCUUUACUGCUACCAAGUGAUGCCCUUUGAGGUUAAGAACGCCGGGACGAUUUACCAAAGGCUGGUCCAUCGGAUGUUUAAACAGCAGAUCAAAAGGACUAUGGAGGUAUGUGUCAACGACUUGUUGGUGAAAAUUAAGAAACCCGCCGAACACCUAGCAGACCUAAGAGAAUCUUUCGUUGUGUUUCGUAAGUAUAAGAUGAAAUUGAACUCAACGAAGUGUGCUUUCAGGGUAGAUUCAGGAAACAUUUUGGGCUUCAUUGUCUCUGAAAGAGGAAUUGAGGCAAACACUAAAAAUAUUGGCGCCAUCCUGAACAUGAAGCCAUCACAGAACAUCAACGAAGCCCAACGGUUGGCAGGUAGAGUGGCAGCCUUGAAUAGGACGACAUCUUAUACGUAUACCUGGCAGUAUCCCCCACGCCGUCUCUGUGGUCCUAGUCAAGGAAGAGGAAGCAAUACAGGCAACAAUGUAUUACACGAGCCGCGCAUUAAGAGAUACCGAGACCAAAUCCCCAUGAAUGGAAAUGUUGACGUUCACGUUAGUGACAGUCGCCAGGAGAUUACGGCCAUAUUUUUAGGCUCACCCAUGAAGGUAUUGACAGAACACCCCUUCGGGAGAAUACUGCAAAAACUAUAUAGCUCUGGAAGACUGGUCGUGUGGUCAGUGGAACUCAACGAAUUCGACAUCGAUUACAUGCCCAGGAGCGUAGUGAAGAGGCAGGCUUUGGCAGAUUUCAUCAUCGAAUUCACCAGAUUCCCAAUGGAAGCUGAAGUUGCACCAUGCCGACAACCCUGGCUGGUGUUCGUUGAUGGAUCCGCCUGCUAA